AUGCCGAACUUUGGAAAAAGUUGGUGCGCUCAUCCGUGCCAUAACAUAAUCGAUCCAACCACAGGAAAAAAGAAGUUCGUAAAGAGUGGACGAAAUCCUACUCAUCCUUGUGGAAUACAUAGAAUAGAUGCUGCUACUGCAGCGCAUAUAAAUAGGCAAUAUUCAUUAAUUACAGAAAGUACAUUAAAAAAGAUUGAUGAUGGUGAUAAAAUUUGUACUAGUUGUUUGAGAAAAAUAUCGAAAGAACGAUUUGAAUAUGAUAAUAAUGAAACGAAUGUUAUUGAACCUAUGAGUGUUGAUGAAGCAGAAUGGAUUGAUUAUGAUGAUAAUGAUCCUGAAGAAAUUGUUAAUGAAAAUGGUUAUGGACAAGUUAAUCAUAACAACGAAGAGUUACCUUCUUCACAAGAACAAAAACACAAAAGAGAAGAAGUUAGAAGAAAAUUAAAUAUUAUAUUUAAAUUAUUAAAUAUUCCAACUAUUCGUGAUAUGUAA
Messenger RNA from Rotaria sp. Silwood2, 492 nucleotides. Lineage: Eukaryota; Metazoa; Rotifera; Eurotatoria; Philodinida; Philodinidae. The record is from the annotation of a GenBank genome assembly.